UAUGACAUUAGUAUGUGUGGCAGUUGUGUUAUAAUAAUGAUGUGCAGCAAACAUCAGGAUAUGAAAUGUCUUCUCAUCAUUCAACAGACUUUUGCCACCUGGCCGAGGACGAAGGUGUCGGAGACAGCUUCAUCAUUGCUUUGCACUACGAACCCACACAAGACAGGUGCAACCCCUUUAUAUACAAAGGCCAAGGGGGCAACGCCAAUCGCUUCCUAAGAGAACGAGAGUGCAUGACCAACUGCUCGGCCAGUGUCGACAAAUACUACCCCACAGAUGCAACCGCAACUUGUCUCUUGACCAAAGUCGCUGGUGGAUGUAACGGCAAUUUUCUGAGAUACUACUAUGACUCUGUCCAUAAAAAAUGUAAAAAAUUUCUCUGGACCGGAUGCCAUGGAAACGGAAAUCGAUUUUUUGACCAUGACAGCUGCAAUGCCACCUGUGCUGGUGUCCAUGAUGACCGUGAGGAAGAAGAAGAGGAUGAGCCUGACACCCCAAUUGCAAUCAUCUGCGGGGUUUUGCUGGCUGUCAUCAUUGCGUCCAUCCUCAUUACUGUCAUCGUCUUGACUGUCAAAUCAAAGAAGAAACAGAAGAUGGCACCAGGAAAAAGUAAAGACGAACAAACUGAUGCUCCUCUUCAGGGGCAAACUCUUGAAAUGGCAUGACCUAACACCUCUGCUGUAACAAGUUGUUGUUUUUUUCCAUUGAAAACAAUUUGAAGUUAUUAUUCUUGAACAAUUUU
Doryrhamphus excisus (bluestripe pipefish) is the source of this 742-nucleotide messenger RNA. Its product is annotated as inter-alpha-trypsin inhibitor. The record is from RefSeq and is a predicted model, not a curated record. Gene Ontology annotation, molecular function: serine-type endopeptidase inhibitor activity. Lineage: Eukaryota; Metazoa; Chordata; Actinopteri; Syngnathiformes; Syngnathidae.